Molecule: messenger RNA, 4917 nt
Organism: Aspergillus calidoustus
Lineage: Eukaryota; Fungi; Ascomycota; Eurotiomycetes; Eurotiales; Aspergillaceae
Source: the annotation of a GenBank genome assembly
CCUUGAUAUCAUAUAGCCAGCAACACAAGUUCCGGCCUCCUGUUGCAGUAGGCGGCCGAAGCUCCAACGGCACCAUGAACCGCCUAGGCUUACGUCGAAAAGUGAAGUGACGGGUAUUAAUUUAACACGGCAAAUUCCUGAGAACGACUUAUCUCAAACUCCACACUCGCGUCUGUGCACCCGCUUUCAACAUGCCUCUACGGAAACGGAGACGACCAGACCUAGUCGAGCAGACAAGGGUAGAAUCAAUUGAGGAAGUACAGAGUGCUCAUCCUAACACGAGCCAUUCAGCGGGCGAAAGGGCGUUUUGCUGCCAUUUCUGUACCAAGGCUUUUCAUCGAAAGGAGCAUUUACAGCGGCAUGAAAGACUUCGAGAGGCCUUUCCGGUGCAUAGUUUGCCCCGUCACUUUUGCUCGAAGAGACCUUCUGGCUCGCCAUAUUCGCCUGACUCAUGAACAUGAUGUGGUGCCUCACUGCGAUGGCGAGGCAGACUACGCUGGUCGUGACAGGAGCUCAUCCAUAUCCAGGACCAUUCCUGAGCGUCGAGACAUAUCAAGAACACCAAAUCAAGGAGCUUUACAUGAUGUGACAACUGGCCUUUCCCCGGACCCGGCAUCAUCUUGCCAUGAGGUCUUGCCAUUUUCAGUGCCCUCUGUUUCACUCGAUUUUGGAGCAUCCCAGCCUGCCAUGCUCUCACCUAUACCACCAGUUACACCGGACAUGGUAUCGGCUCAACAGACCCACAGUAUUGGUGACUUCGAUUUAUUCAUAGAAGGUAUAACCCCAACAUACAGUGGUCUAUCGUCCUUGAUUAAUGAUCAACAUCUUUUGCCGCUGCCUCCAUCUCCGCUCUUCCCUACUCUCGGAUUACAGCCACGAUUGCAGAACUCGAAUAGUAGCUCCUCUGUAUCAAAUCGGCUAUAUGCUCUAGAGCCUCAAUUAGUCGAUAGCUUCGCAUCUACAUUGCCCUUAUCGGAGCCUUUUCAUAUCACGAAAGAUAGUACAGAGCCGCAGAAGAUUUCGCAACGAGACUGGGACCACCUCUUGAUUGAGGUUCAAAACCUUGCGCCGACCACCCCCAAAGGGUUGUUUCUUCUUUCGCGCCAUACCAUGACCCGGUACAUUGCGACCUACUUUGCAGGAUUUCAUCGCCAUCUGCCAUUUAUACACCUCCCUACAUUUUCGAGUGCGAAGUGCCCAGUCGAGUUGAUUUUAUCGAUGGCCACCAUUGGUGCCGUGUCGGCAUUUGAUAACAACAACGCUACUAUGCUGUUUCGAACAGCCUUUGCAAUUUGCCAAGAGCGACUUCGUCAACGCAAGGAGCAGCGGCACAAUAUGAUCUUCCGCGCCAAAACAGCACGGCCAAGGCCUCUGCGACCGACGGGGAUUGUGGGGAAUGUGCUCCCUUCUAGCGAAACAUUUCAAUCAGAGCCAGAUCUAGAAGGAGAACAGAUGUAUCCGUUUGACCCUCUUCCGCUUGCACAGGCAUUGCUUCUUCUUAUGGCGGUGGCAACCUGGGGGAAUUCAGAAGCUAUAUUUAACGAAGCAGUGGGGAUACAGAACGUUUUGGUCAUCUACCUGAGAGCCGAGAAACUUUUGGAGGCACAAGCAUCUACAAUCCCAAAAUGGGACAUCUGGAUACAAGAGGAAGGCUUUAAACGGACCGUGGCUAUCAUCUUUUGUUUCCUCAAUUUCCAUACAAUCGUUUACGACAUCCCGCCUCCGAUUCUCAACUCAGAGAUCAAAAUUCAUCUACCUUCAUGCGAAAAGGAUUGGGAAGCAGCAACCGAUGAAGAAUGGCAACAAGCUCGAAGCAAACAUGAGGCCGAGCCUCACUUCCAGUCAAUCUUCGCCUCGCUAUUCUCAGCACAAAGAGCAGAGUCUCAACAGCACUGUUCUUCGUUGGGCAGUUAUACGCUGAUUCUUGCUCUGAUUCAGCACAUCUACUUUUUGAGAACCGUAGCAAAGGGCAAACUGCAAGAAGAUCAGACGCUAUCCCCUACAGACAUGACUGAAGUUGAACGAGCAUUAAGGAAUUGGCAGCUUGGUUGGACUCAUGAUCCCGAAGCUUUCCUAGGCCCAGGCAGUCCACUCGGUCCCAUAUCCUUCAACUCAACCGCCCUACUGCGAAUGGCCUACAUCCGACUCAACGUGGACCUCGGUCCGUGCCGCGCUCUGACCACCCACGAUCCUCAAGACAUUGCGAUGUCAAUGUAUCAUAGCCCACCUCUAGCGAGGAACCGCAGACUCACCCGCGCAGUGCUCUACUCCGCUCAUGCACUAAGUAUCCCAGUCAAGAUUGGAGUCAAUAUCGUCGCACAUAAUCAGGCAUUCUCCUGGUCGCUUCAGCAUUCGCUAUGUGCUCUGGAGUGUGCCUUUGUCAUCAGCAAGUGGUUGAUGGCCAUACAACCCCACGUCUCCGACGGGACUGUUGAUGACGAGGAAGAGGCGAGAUUAUACACCUAUAUUGUCGACAUGGCGACGGAGGCAGAAGCCGGGGGUGAAAUGGACUCAUCUUCCAAUGCCUUGUGCAGUCGAGUCGUCAGGAUUUGGGCGACGAUAUUGAGUGGAAAGGCUCAUUGGAAUGUCGUGCGAAUGAUCGGCAAAAUCUUGGGAGCCUACGCUCGGAUCCUGGAGGUGCAGUGUGUGUAGAGGUAGAACUCAGCGAUCAUCUUAUCUGAGAUUCAUGCUAGACAUUCGCGGUUCAGAAUGCUCGGACAUACCAAAAUCGCUCGUAAUAGGAAGACAACCUUGGCCUUUGCUUCCUCGUUCAGCUGUUGACUACAGCCAGGGUGCAAGCUAGUAAGUUGGGCUUAGCAUCCACGGUUGGUUGCAAGGCCUCAUAAUGUGAAGUCCUCAGAUGCGGUCAUGGUUAGCGGCAAUAGGCUGGCUGGAUAUUACCGUAAAUUGCUUCUUCAAUUCUACAUACGACCAAAGGUGUGUAGACUGGCAUGAUAUCAUCGGUUGGGCGGGGUGUUUUGCCGUACUCGUCCAAGUUGAUGUCUGGAAGACCAGGCUGCCCGGGAAGUGAACUCAAUCCAAUGCCGACUCUAGCUCCAGUCUUCGCCUAGGAUCUCGCUAUAUCAAGCCCCGAACAUCCAGCUUAUAUCGCAUUCGUAUCGAAUUUCGAUUCUGGUCCUUUGCUUGGGCCGUAUCCGCUCAUCGACCACUCCCCAAUAUCCACAUAUUUAAUCCAUCGAUGAUUAGGGUAGGCUAAUUUUGGCACCAUCCCACUCAUCCCCACUGUUUGCUAGAGCAGCAAGCCGUUGAGAGGCUUAUUGCACAACGGGCACAGUUUCAGCUGUCGGAUAUACGUGACGUGUGCCAUGCCUAAAUCAGGAUCGACCCGGCAUUCCAGUCCGGAAUACAGCACCUCAUAUUGGCAGGAUAGCCCAGUUGUCUACCUGCUGUUCAUAUUCCUUGAACUCUUGAGCGAUUCUUUCGAGGUCAUUGAAAAAAAACUGACGGGAAGUCCUGUUCUCCACACCCUGUGGUCGUAUGUAAUGACUGCUAUUUAGAAGAACACCGGAUUCUACAGGGUAGGACGUGCCCGAAUUAUUCUAGAGCAAUAUCAUAUCUACUCUAGCACAGAGGAACCUCGCUGAAUCCCCCCACGGGGUUUUCAACGCUCUCGAUUCGUAUGCCAUUUCUUCACUGCUUCUCCUGCUCCUGCGCCGGAGCCGGCGCCCCACGCACAAGACCCUCCUGGGACGGCGAGGGCCCAACCCCAUACACAUCAACAGGCGUAGAAGCAAAUUUCCGCGCGGGGACACCAGUCGCAAACAGGAUAUCCAGUUCAGCAUACGUGCGGCCCUUGGGCUCCGGCAAACGGAAGUACGCCCAGACAAACACAAUCAGCGCAGUACCACCCCAGAAGAAGCCUGUCUUCCCCGAGGCGUUCCACGCGGUCGGGUUCAUAAAGUACGGCUCGAGGACCUGCGAGACGACGUUGACGACCUGGUACGCUGUGCGCGCGAGGCAGACGGUGAGCGGGCGGAGACGAACCGAGGAGAUCUCCGAGACGAGCGAGUAGGUUACUGGGCCGACGGUCAUGGAGUAAACGAAGAGCCAGAGAAAGCAGAAUGAGGCCUGGGCCCACAUGCCGCUUGUUGUGUUUGUCGAUGCGUUGAUGAUGCCGAUGAGCAUGAGGAAUGUGCAUAGCAUGGCCAACCCCCCGACGUAUAGUGUCCGGCGGCCGAAGUAUGUGAUGAGCCACCAGGAUAGGAUGACGCCGACGAGGGCAACGCCCGUGCACCCGACGCCGAGCUGGAAAGCCUUGCCCGGGUCCAUGCCGGCCUGUUCGAAGAAGUAGGUUGGUGAAUAGGCGAAGCUGCUGCCGGAGAGGAUCUGGCCGAAGAAGGCGACGCAGCAAAUUUCCGUGCGGCGGAGGUCAACGCCCUUGAAGCAGUCAAGGUAGGUCGUCCCUGCUUCGAUCUCCGCUUCGAGCUUGAUGGUGUGCACCAUCAUCGCCAGCUGGCCGUUGACCUGCUCUUCCGUCUUGUUUCCGCCUAGUCGGCGGAUGCUGCGCUUGGCAUCCUCCAAGCGAUCUUUCCGGACCAGGUACCAAGGGCUCUCGGGCGCCAGCCAGCACACCACCAUCAGUGGCAGGGGCCAUAUCCACUGGAGACCAAAGGGGAUGCGGUAGCCCCAAUCGUCGGGUCGGUCCUGUAGCCCAUACAGCACGCCCAUGGCGAUAAGCUGGCCGAUCGCCCAGCACAUGUUCACGUAAGUUGUAAGGUAUCCGCGCAGAUUGGUCGGGCAUACCUCGGAAGCAUACGCGGGACCGAUUGUUGCAAAGACUCCCCAUGACAGACCGCAGAGGAUCUCACCCACGAGCAGCACAGCAGCCGAAGGUGCGAAGAAGACAAUGAAGAUAAAUGCCGUCAAGAAACACAAGGCCACGAACAUGACCUUUCG